AAACAGUCCGUCAUCUAUAGUAUAGUGACGGACAAGAAACAAAGACCAAAAAAAAGGAAUUAAAAAUAGAAGAGAAAAUAACGUCAUAAUGGAUGCAGCGCCUACCUUAUCGAAUCUUAAUGUAAUGUGCGGCAUUUGCACCGAGUUCUAUAAAGCGAAUGAUGUCAUUUUUACAACAUCAAGUUGUGGACAUGUUUUUCAUAAGGAAUGCUUGAUGCGAUGGCUGUUCACAUCUCGGACGUGUCCGCAAUGCCGCGCUAUGUGCCAUCGCCAACGGACCCAUCGCAUUUAUUUAAACUUUGGAGAACGAACGGCUCUUGAUGAUGAAGAAAUUGAACCGCCCGCCAUUCAGUGGGUUCCGCUGGACUUGGAUGAGUCAAAUCCCCCAAAAUCUCUACUGGACAAAGCCAUUCAAUGUGGCACUGACGAUGAGGGAAACGACACAUAUGUAGCCCGCGUCUACUAUGCAGAUGAUCUCCUUCCCGCAAAUUACGUACCUUCAAAACAAGUUGCUUACGCUCCUUAUGGCUGUCAUGCCCAUACCCUAACCGAUCAAGUGGAUAUCCUAAUUGACUGCGAACACAAAUGGGUACCUGCAGAAAAUGGGCAGGUACCCCCGCAAGCCAUACAAACAGGUUACUCGGAGAUUGGAGAAACUCUGUAUACUGCUCGUGCUACUUACCAAGAAUUCACUCUUCUCGGUAAAGUUCAUCCCUCUCAUAGAGUUAUUUAUAUGCCUUUCCGCGGACAGGAAGUAAAUUCAUCUCAGUAUGAAGUGUUGGUACUAUCGCCCAAAGAUCAGGCCGAUCGCUAAAUACAUACAUAUGUCGUUGAAAUAGCUGUAAUACAAGUAUAUAUACAUAUAUAAACCCAUUGAUUAAUUAAUUAAAAUAAAUCUUGCACCCUUAUUAA
Messenger RNA from Scaptodrosophila lebanonensis, 912 nucleotides. RefSeq lists its product as uncharacterized. Gene Ontology annotation, molecular function: zinc ion binding. The transcript has a single exon. NCBI's taxonomy places the organism in Eukaryota, Metazoa, Arthropoda, Insecta, Diptera, Drosophilidae. The record is from RefSeq and is a predicted model, not a curated record. Bases 89 to 814 code for a protein of 241 amino acids.